AUGAUGAUGAUGAUGAUUUGAAGGCCCGUGCUUGUGUGCUGUGCACGCUCAGGUUGUUCGGAGGCAGCCGGUCCAAUGGACUCGCCUCUCGCAAGGAGCGGACCAAUCAGCAGCCGCCUGACUUGAAUAUUCAUGAGUACCAGAUUCAAACCUUCAGGGGAGUUUAUCUCGGUCCGCAGCAUCAUACCUGGGACUUUUCACGGAAACAAACUGCAUUUUCUUAUGAAUGGAAGGAGAAAAAAGCGGUUCGACUUAAAUUGGGAGCCCUCCCGGUUUGGAUUCAAACAACAAAAGCAGGAGAAGCAGGACGCGAGCCGCCGGAAGAGAUGACAAUGACCGCCAUCCCAGAAAGUCUGAACAGUCCCGCCUCAGGAAAAAGCGUUUUCAUGGAGUUCGGGCCCGCCGCCGGCCAGCAAAUGUCGCCGUCCUCCAUGUCCCACGGACAUUACCCCAUGCACUGUUUACAUUCGGCGGGCCACGGACAACACGACAGCUACAGCCCGGCCCCGAACUUCCCCCGAACACUGGCCUACCCUUACAUCAACACGGUGGCAAGCCAUUCCAACAGCCCGUACCUCAGCACGGUCCAAACGUACCAGAACAGCUCGGCCCUGCCUCAGACCCGCUUAGAGGAUCCAGCACCAGAAGCGGGCAAGAACACGGUGGUGGAGGGAGGAGAGGUUCGCUUCAACGGCAAAGGGAAAAAGAUCCGCAAGCCGAGGACCAUCUACUCCAGUUUACAACUUCAAGCUCUAAACAGGAGAUUUCAGCAAACGCAAUAUUUGGCCUUGCCGGAGAGAGCCGAACUCGCCGCUUCACUCGGGCUCACCCAAACACAGGUGAAGAUUUGGUUCCAAAACAAGCGAUCCAAGUUUAAGAAACUCAUGAAGCAAGGCGGAGGCACAAUUGACACAAAUACGCUCGCCGCAGGCCGAGGACUGUCCGGCGGUUCUCCGUGCACGGUGGCGUCCGUGUGGAGCGCGCCGUCCGCGGGGAAGACGUCGGUGAGCGCCGCCGCCGCCGGAGGCUCUUACAUCCCGGCCUACACGUCGUGGUACACCGGCGGAACGCACCAGGAGUCUAUGCAACAGGCCUCCCAGCUCAUGUGAACUCACGUCGGCUACAUGACGCCGGGACCCCCGGCGAUGUGAGAUGGGGGCGGCGGUGGAGCGUGGGCGUUUGCACCCCCACAAGUGGCCGCCUCAUACCGGAACCGGAUGAAGAAGGUGAUGGAGAUGAAGCGGAGAAUCAUGAAAGAGGAGAUGACCUCAUAUAUGAGCUGAAAUCUUUCACAACCGGAUUGUUUUGUUUCAUUUUCUGGCUGCUUUAUAUUUUUUAAUCACAUUUCUGAGAAAAAUGCUGUUUAAAAGUGUGGACAAUAUCACUUUUCGUUCCCCUAAAAGCCAAUUAUAAGUAUGUCUAAAACCAAACUUUAUUGAUUGAUCCACAUGUACAAACUCAAAUUGCUGUUUAUGUGUUCAUUAUUUAAGUUAAAUUAUUGAGAUUUGUUUUUAAUGUGUUUUGUUUAGACAACUUUAUGUUGUUAAUGCUGCACUAACGCGAGCAAAAGCUUUUUAUGUUACGUGACAAUAUGGAUAAAAGGACAAGCAGCUAAAAUUCGUCACUGUGUUUUGUAGAUACAUUUAAAAACCUGUUUUGUGCUUUACUGGCUGUGAAAGGUUUUAGGCUUGCUGUAUUCGUCCACAUGUGUUUUAGUCCACAUAGAAAAAGAUUUAGUUUUGUAUUGAACUCUUUAAUUUAUUGGCUCUAUAUGUAAAUACUGUGCACAUUUUCACAAAGCAGUAAAAUGAUUUAACUUAUGGGAAGAACCUUGUGUAUGUGUGUGAGUGAGCUGCAUAUUGAUUGCAAGGCGACACAAAGCGUGAUGACAACAAACACUCGCUGUAGCCGUAAAAUUAGGCUGAAAAGAUGAUUUAUGUUCAUAUUUGGUUGGCGGCCUUUUUCUGCUGCCGCUGCAGAUGUUGUCAAAGCACGACAAGGAAGGGAGUAUUGUUUUUUCCUCCCCAAUUUCAGUAUCCCCUCAUAAUGCGUCAUUUUAAAUUUGAGUUUAUCUUUAAACUGUUAAAAUCUGCUGCUAAAAGAUGAAGACACGAGAAAAAUUAGCUCAUGCUUUUUUGGAGUCCAUGGGUUAUGAAUAUAUUUUUGUCAGCUUUAUUUCUCCCUCACUAUAGUUUGUAAACUACACUUAGCAUACUAUCAAAGCCCAAAACAAUUAGCAGAAUGAUAAUAAUAGUGGUAAUCUAUACUUCCUCUAGAUUUUGGCUGAAUACACAA
This is a messenger RNA of Corythoichthys intestinalis (scribbled pipefish), 2295 nucleotides long. It is a transcript of the gene dlx1a, whose product is annotated as distal-less homeobox 1a. Lineage: Eukaryota; Metazoa; Chordata; Actinopteri; Syngnathiformes; Syngnathidae. Gene Ontology annotation, biological process: cell differentiation; negative regulation of transcription by RNA polymerase II; embryo development. The transcript has 3 exons. Gene Ontology annotation, molecular function: RNA polymerase II cis-regulatory region sequence-specific DNA binding; DNA-binding transcription factor activity, RNA polymerase II-specific. The record is from RefSeq and is a predicted model, not a curated record. The coding region runs from base 327 to 1109 and encodes 260 amino acids.